Molecule: messenger RNA, 1431 nt
Organism: Heteronotia binoei (common prickly gecko)
Lineage: Eukaryota; Metazoa; Chordata; Lepidosauria; Squamata; Gekkonidae
Product: olfactory receptor 10G6-like
Exons: 3
Coding region: 1-1431 (476 amino acids)
Biological process (GO): G protein-coupled receptor signaling pathway
Cellular component (GO): membrane
Molecular function (GO): G protein-coupled receptor activity; olfactory receptor activity
Source: RefSeq, a predicted model, not a curated record
AUGGUCGAUGCUGCCAAAAAGGAGUGUGAAAAUGCAACAACAGUGUUUGAGAACUUUGAACUUUUGGGAUUCCCCUACCCUGAAGACCUGAAAUUCCUGUUUGUCUUCUUCUUCCUCCUCAUGUAUAUACUGUCCCUUUCGGGCAAUAGCUUGAUCCUCUUAGUGGUGGCUCAGGAACCUCAGUUGCACAAGCCAAUGUACUGGUUCCUCUGUCACUUGUCCAUGAUGGACAUGAUGGUUUCCUCUGUGACGUUGCCCAAACUGAUCACAUGGCUGGUAAUGGACAAUGGGGUCAUCUCCUUUGCAGGCUGCGUCACCCAGCUUUUCUUCUUCCACUUCCUGGGCUGCACGGAAUGCUUCCUGUACACCGUGAUGGCCCUUGACCGCUUCAUAGCCAUCUGUAAACCCCUGCACUAUGGCACUAUCAUGACCUACCAAGUUUCCUUCUGCCUUGCAGUUGGUUCCUGGUUUGGAGGUUCCAUCCACGGUGCGAUACAUUCCUCCCUUACCUCCCACUUGCCAUAUGGAUGGAGAAACCAGGUGAACUAUGUAUUAUGUGACAUCCCUGCUUUGCUGAAGUUGGCCUGUGCAGACACAUCCCUCAACGAGAUGGUGACCUUGAUUGACAUUGGGUUUGUAGCUAUGGCCUGUUUCCUCUUGAUUGUGACAUCCUAUAUAUAUAUUGUCUCUGCCAUCCUGAGGAUUCCCACUUCUAAAGGGAGACGGCGUGCCUUCUCCACUUGCACUGCCCACAUCACCUUGGUGGUAAUAUAUUAUGUUCCUGUGGUAUACAACUAUGUGCGUCCACCAUCUCAGGACUCCUUUGAUGGAGUGGUGGUCAUGUUCUAUGCUGCAGCGACUCCCUUCUUAAAUCCCCUCAUAUACACACUGAGGAAUAAGGAGAUGAAAGAUGGCGUACAUAAAUUAUGCAGGCAGCCUUCCUUUGCCCCACCGCCCUGGCCAGAUGCCCACCUGGCUGGGCCUGCCACUGGCCCGGGGGGGGGAGAACACAGCCGGGCAAGCGGCUGCAGGCAAAGACCUGCCCACUGCUCUCUGUCUGCGCAGCGCCUGCAAAAGCAAAGGGCCGCCGCAGAAGAGGCCCACACGCGUGCUUCCCUCCCUCCCUCCGGGGACAGUCGGCGCUCCACCACCAGGGCGCGGAAGAGCCCCCAGCCAGCCGGGCUGAGACGGGAAGGGAAGCUGCGUGGCCGCCACCAGACAGAAAAGGGCUCCGAGAGGGAGUGCCCAGCUCCAGCCCACCCCUCCGGCGCAAGACCUCGGUCGGCAGCCAACCCAGCCAGAGGCCCACUCGCGCUCGGCUCGUCUUGUCUCGGGCAGUAUGAUAGUAGAAAUCAGAGAAUAGAUUCAGAGUGCCAGGCUGAAAAUCCAGAAAUCCAGCUUUUCUCAUAUAAAGUCAUAUUCCAUCUUUGA